Messenger RNA from Thunnus maccoyii (southern bluefin tuna), 3763 nucleotides. It is a transcript of the gene chaf1a, whose product is annotated as chromatin assembly factor 1, subunit A (p150). Gene Ontology annotation, biological process: nucleosome assembly. The coding region runs from base 262 to 2964 and encodes 900 amino acids. The record is from RefSeq and is a predicted model, not a curated record. NCBI's taxonomy places the organism in Eukaryota, Metazoa, Chordata, Actinopteri, Scombriformes, Scombridae. The transcript is spliced from 16 exons. Gene Ontology annotation, cellular component: CAF-1 complex; nucleus.
GUGACACACUCCCGCCAAUUCCGACUGAGGAGCGCGAGGCAGGCAGCGGGGUAAACCAAGGGAGUAUGUGGGAGAUGCGGAAAGUUAAUGCGCUAUGGUUUAUGUGAAAUAAAUUGGAAAUACAUGUCGUUUGAACAACAAGUCUAGAUUCGAUUCAUAAUCGCGGGCAUUCUCGGGUGUUUACACGAUCUGCCCCGUUGUUUUGAAGUCGGUUCACCGGAGAAUAUUGCUAACUAGCGGGGCCCCGGGUUAGUGGUUGGGAUGCUGGCGGCGGAAAACCCAUCCGUGGACGGACAUUUGGCAGCAUCGACUCCCCGCAGAAGAGGUAUGGCUUGUAAGUCAAACAACAAUGCCAACAAGAAACUUGUACAAGCUCGUCUCCCAUUCAAGCGCCUGAACCCUGAACCUAAAGAGAACCAGCCGCCUAAACGCCCCUGUGAACAUUCCUGCCCUGAACAAGGAGUCUUAGACAGGGAGAAUAACGACGAGUCCUCUCCACCCCCUGUGUGCAACGGACCACCCUUGGUUAAUGGUCGCGGGCCCCUUGAUGGCUUCCUCAGCCGCAGGCGUCCUGCAGGCUCAGAUGAGAACAUGGUUAUAGAUCUUACUGACGAAAACACGUCAUCUCCUGUAAAGUGCCUUGUUUUACCAGCUCCUGACUCUCCCUGCCGCCCAACAAAAGACAAGCAUCAAAGCAAAGACAAAACCACCUCUCCUGGGAAAUCCAGUAAUGUCGAUCACACUCCUAAAACACACACUUUAGACUGCAUAGAAGUCAAUAAUGAUGAAGGAGACGAGGAUGAGGACGAGGAAGAGGAAGAAAAGGAAAAAGAUGGGAAUGAGACAACAUCUGUCUCUCAGCUUGACACAACGCAGGAUUCUGACAGUGAGCCAGAGGAGCAGAAUGAGUCAGGAAAUGUUUCCAGUCUGGGAAACAGGUCCAUGCUGUCAGCUUCAUCAGUCAGCUCCAUGUCUGAAAGCUCACCAGAGAAGUCCAACACUGAUGACCCUACACCCACUACUACGCCUACAGAGCCAAAGAAAACCCCCAAGAUACCAGCAGAUCAGAAAAAGAUGAAAAGACGCUCAUUAAAGAGUUUACAAGAACAAGAGGAGAGGCUUCGGCUGCGACAGGAGAAGGAACGACAGAAGGAAGAGGCUAAAGCUGCAAAAGAGAAAAAGAAAGAAGAGGCUCGCAAACUAAAGGAGGAUCGAGAAAGGGAAAAACGUGAGAAAAAGGAAAAAGAUGAACGAGAGAGACGAGAGAAAAAAGAGAAGGAGGAGAAGGAAAAGGCAGAGAGGUUAAAAGCAAAGGAGGAGCUACGGAAAUCAAAGCUAGAGGCUAAGCUUGAAGAGAAACGGAAGAAGGAAGAGGAGAAGCGAAUGAAGGAAGAGGAGAAACGGUUGAAAGAAGAGAAAGAUCGCUUCAAAGCUGAGAAAGGAGAAAUCACAAGGUUUUUACAGAAACCCAAGAUCCAACAGGCCCCAAAGACACUUGCAGCUGCAUGUGGGAAGUUUGCUCCAUUCGAGAUAAAAGAAAACAUGGCUCUGGCACCACUGUGCCGGGUUCAGUGUGAGGACUCUGUUCUAGAGGAACUAGACCAGUACCUGCGGAACCCUGGUGAUAACCUGAGUGGACUAAAGGAAUGGAUCGGACGAAAACCCCGUUGGUCAGGCCCCACUCAACCCAGACAGACAGACUUGCUCAGGGAGUGUAUAGCAGUGGACAGGCCCAAACCAGAUGGCGUGCCAGACCGUAAACGAUACGGAUCCAUGAAGCUGUUGCAAUUUCAUGAGAACUACCGUCCAGCGUACUGGGGCACCUGGAGUAAGAAGAGUUCACACAUCUCACCGCGCUGCCCCCUCAGACAAGACAAGGAUGUGUUGGACUACGAGGUGGACAGUGAUGAGGAAUGGGAGGAAGAGGAACCAGGAGAGUCCCUCUCACAUAGUGAAGGGGAGGAUGAGGAGGAAGGAGGUGAAGAUGACAAUGACGAUGACGACGGCUUCUUUGUUCCUCAUGGCUACCUUUCGGAUGAUGAAGGGGCACUGGAAGAAUGGGAUGGUGGCGAUGCGGAGAAGCAGAAAAUGCAACAGAAGCUGAAAGCAAGGGAGUGGGAUGAGCUGAUGUCCACAAAGAAGAAGAUGAAGGUGCUGGAGCCAGUGGUGAGGGGCUGCGUCUGGGAGGGAGAAGGACCUGGCUCUGAGCUCUUCCAGCCCUACGCUGUGUGUCUGGUGGAGCCUUUACCGAAGCCAGACACCACCCCCAGCCCAAAGGAGCUGUCACAAAGAGAAGAACAAUUACUCGCUCAGCUGCUGCCUCUGCUGCACGGCAAUCUCAACAGCAGCAAAGUGAUCAUCACUGAGUUUCAGGAGUUUUGUCGUCAGCAGACCUCCUCCUCUUCAUCACCUCCUGAACUGUCCAGCCCUCAGAGCCCCGCAGACAACAUUCCCACCAGAAUACAGCUGAAGCGCCUCAUCAAGAAAAACGCUGUUUAUGAGAAGCGUUCGACUUACAGACGCUGCUGCUGGUACGUGCAUACAGACACUCUGUCCCGUUUUGGCCUGGAGGCUCUUCCAGUGCCCUGCCAGUGGACCUACCUCACCACAGGAGCUCGAGAAGAGUCCCGUGAAGAACCCCAGGCAGCCACAGGCUCUCAGGGAAACUCUCCUACUACACCUCAGACCUCCUCCACCACAUCUUCAUCCUCCAACAAAAGGAAGAGCACAGGCAGCAUGUCAAUCACCAAGUUCAUGAAGAGAUGUGCUGACCCUGAGCAGACGGAAGCAAUGGAGGCAGACGGUUUUCAAGCUGACACUGAGGAUGACGAUGAGGAAGAUUGUAUCAUCAUCUCUGCACCGAAUGGCUCAACCAGUGAGGGAGAUGGCCUGAUGGAAGUCACCCCCUCUGAUGAAGCUGCUCUCCCAGUGGCCAGCGCCGCUCCUACACUUGCCACUGCCUGAGGACAGGACAGGCCCUCACCCUGUCUCUGGUCAUCUAGGGAACCCUGCACCUGCCUCUACCCCAACGCCCAUCUUUCCUUCAUUAAAUUCCUCCCUCCAGGGUCUAAACUCUACUGUGUCCAAGACAGAAUCAAGCAAGAUGAAGCACAGCACUCUGAUACAGGCAAUUCACAGCAGGUCACGCUGGUGUCUGCUCAGUAUUAUGAGUUCCCUGUCACCUAAUUGUGAGUGUCAGGUCCCAUCUUGCCUGUAAAAUGUAGUCGUGCGUAAAAUCAGAGUGCCUGAUUUGAGUAUUAAGGGCAGAUUUGACCAAAUGAUCAUUAACUAUGUGUCUGAUUUUUGCAUUGACGUUUCAGUCAGGCAUGUGUGUUGUGGGCAUCUGCUUUUGCUACAGCAGAUUGGGUUGAACAGAAGAAGAAAGAGCAGAACAGAAAUGUCCGAUUGUCAUGACAAGAAGCAUCCAAGACAUCAAGAACAGCAUUAUUUACGGUUUUGGAAAUGUUGACUUCAUUAUGUUAUUGGAUUUCUAAGUAUCUGGUCAUGUUUCUAAAUGUAUAUAGUUUACCAGAAGUUAGGGUUGGGAAAUAAGAGGCUACAAGUCCCUCUGUACAUUUCCCUUUGUGCAUUUAUUCUGCAAUUUCUAAUUCUGACAACUCAAUGGAGUAGUUGCUAGAUCUGUACCUGUACAGUUAGGUCCGGUGUCAUGUUUUAUAAAUAUGUAUUUUCUGUUUGUUUUGUUGUUUUUUUUUUUUUCAAGAAUACUUGAACAGGAUAAAUUCAUUAAACAUGAAUAAAAGUA